This is a messenger RNA of Anolis sagrei ordinatus, 3447 nucleotides long. NCBI's taxonomy places the organism in Eukaryota, Metazoa, Chordata, Lepidosauria, Squamata, Anolidae. The record is from RefSeq and is a predicted model, not a curated record.
GGCAGACGCUGCCGGAGCGGGAUGACGGCGGAGUGGCAGACGGUCGGGCCCGACGGGGAGGCGGCUUCCGGAGGGAGCCCCGCACCGAACUGCAGUGUUCUCAUCAACCAGCUGAGAGAGAUCACGGGCAUCCAAGAUCCUUUGUUCCUCCAUGAGGCCUUAAAGGCUGCCAAUGGAAACCUUGUGCAGGCGGUCACCUUCCUCUCUGAGGCUCACGCCAAAGAGUCCAGCCAAGAGGGCACGGCCACAGAGGUAUCCAAUGGCGGAAGAAGUGCGCUUGUUUUGGAGCAGGGAGCAGUUGGUGUAACACAAGAUGAUGGAGCUUCUCUUCAGGAAGGCAUUCCUUCUGACAUCCAGGAUUUUCAAGGCACCCAGGUCACAGAGCAGGAUCCAAACGCAGCUGUGAAUGAGUCCUGUGCAUCUGACGUGGCCGAAAGCACAAAUCGCUCAAAGAGGAAACGCUGUGAAGUUUGGGGAGAGCAAACCACCCUGAGCGACUGGCGGAGGACUGGAGAUUGGCCGGUGGGGCUGAAAAACAUUGGAAACACUUGCUGGUUCAGUGCGGUCAUACAGUCUCUUUUCCAGCUUCCCGAAUUCCGUCGGCUGGUGCUCAGCUACACUCCGGACUCUGGAAGUGACAACUGCUGCAGCCGAAGCAAAAAGAGGAAUAUCGCCUUCAUGCUGGAACUCCAGUGCCUUUUUGCUUUAAUGCUGGGAACGCGCCGCAAGUUUGUGGAUCCCACGGCAGCCCUUGAUCUUCUCAGAGGUGCUUUCAGGUCUCCUGAGGAACAGCAGCAAGACGUGAGCGAGUUUACCCACAAACUUCUAGAUUGGCUGGAGGACGCUUUCCAGCUGGCUGCAAAUGUUAACUCCCAGGAUAAAUCUGAGAACCCCAUGGUUCAGCUCUUUUAUGGAACUUUCCUGUCUGAAGGUAUUCAUGAAGGCAAGGCCUUCUCCAAGAUUGAGACCUUUGGCCAGUAUCCCUUGCAGGUGAAUGGCUAUAAGGACUUGCAGGAAUGUCUGGAAGGAGCCAUGCUGGAGAAAGAGGCCGAAGCGUCUUCAAGCAACCAGUCGGUGCAAUACAGGCAAGAGCGCUGGUUCACCAAGCUGCCUCCCGUCCUGACUUUUGAACUUUCCCGGUUUGAGUUCAACCAGUCGCUUGGGCAGCCAGAGAAGAUACACAACAAGCUGGAAUUCCCACAGGUCAUUUAUAUGGACAGGUUCCUGUACAGUAACAAGGGGCUGAUUCAAGCUAAGAGAGAGGAGAUCAAGAAACUGAAAGAGCAGAUCACAGUUCUGCAGCAGAAAUUGGAACAAUAUAUGAGAUAUGGUUCUGGUGCCGGGCGCUUCCCCUUGCUAGACAUGCUGCAGUACGUUCUUGAGUUUGCCAGUUCCCGGCCAUUGACAGCCAAUACUGAAGCCUCAACAGAGUCCCAAAUUUCAAAGCCUCCUUUCAUCCAAAGCAGGGUGGCAGUAGCAACAAAUGAGGAAAGUGAGGAUGCCUCUGCUUCCCAAGCCGCAGUUCCUCCGGAGGAGCCCAAUGGGCCCUUGAGGUCAUCCACACCGCCUGUGGAGAUGCCCGAGUCCCCGGCUCCCCAUGGGAUUACAGAGGAGGAAGUCCACCUGGUGAUGACCUGCCUGCAGCGGUGGAGAAGAGAGGUCGAGCAAGACAUCAACGACCUGAAGAACACGAUUGCGCUGCUGACUGCCUCCGUUGACCAGAUGUACUGCGACCCUCGGCUGCAGCAGGUCCCGUACCACUUGCACGCGGUCUUGGUCCACGAAGGGCAGGCCAACGCGGGCCACUACUGGGCCUACAUCUACCACCAGCCCCGGAAGUGCUGGCUCAAGUACAACGAUGUCUCCGUGACGGAGUCCUCCUGGGAAGAGCUGGAGAGGGACUCCUUCGGGGGCCAGAGGAACACCAGCGCCUACUGCCUCAUGUACAUCAACAAGAAGCUGCCGCACUUCGCUGCCGACUCUGAGGAUGGGCAGGCCCAGGGGGAAGUGGAGGCCCUGCCCUUAGCGCUGCAGCAGCACAUCCAGGCAGACAACUGGCAGCUGGAGCAGGAGGUGGCCGAGUGGGAGGAGCAGGCCUCCAAAAUGGCCCAGAUCGACCAGUCAUCAUCGUCAGUGGAGUCUCAGUACCUGUCUUCUGACUCAGCACAAGUUAGAUUUCUUUCUCCAGAAGACUCCAGUUCCCCUGACAGCAGGGCGCGCUCGCUCUCCUCUCAGCAUGCCACCAUUGCCAAGGCGCAGACAGCUCUAGCCAUUGACAAGGCGGCUGAUGCCUUCAACAAGGGUGGCGUAGAGGCAGCAUACAACCAGUCCACGGAGGCAGAGCCAGCCAAAGCGGUCCCAGAAGAAGCUAGCCUUCCUGUUCAGGCAGAGGAAGAGCAGGAGGUGUCUGAGGGGGAGCCUCCUACUCCUCCCAGCUCCCAGCUCUCUGAAGUGGAGAUCCCCAGUGUGGGGAAGAUCCUGGUCAGGUCGGAUGCAGACGGCUAUAACGAGGAGGUGAUGCUUAGUCCUGCCAUGCAAGGUGUGAUCCUGGCGAUUGCUAAGGCCCGCCAGACCUUUGAUCGGGAUGGGUCUGAAGCGGGGCUGGUUAAGGCGUUCCGCGAGGAAUACACCCGGCUGUACGCACUCUCUACCGAGGAGCCAACGCCGCAGAACGACCCCCGGCUUCAGCACGUCCUGAUCUACCUCCUGCAGAACAAGGCCCCCCAACAAGUGGUGGAGAGGACCCUCCUGGAGCAGUUUGCCGACAAGAACCUCAGUUACGAUGAAAGGUCCAUCAGCAUCAUGCAAGUGGCGAGGUCCAAGUUGAAAGAGAUUGGCCCCAAUGAGAUGGACAUGGAAGAGUACAAGAAAUGGCACGAAGACUACAGUUUGUUUCGCAAGGUGUCUCUUUACCUCUUAACCGGCUUGGAGUUCUACCAGAACAAACAGUACUGUGAGGCUCUGACCUACCUGAUCCACGCCUACGAGAACAACCUGACCCUGCAGAAGAAGGGGCCCAACCGGGGCGCUGAUGGGUCGCUCAUUGCUCUCUAUAGAAGGAAAUGCCUCUUGAAGCUGAACGAUAUGGCGGCGGCUCUGCUGGACACCAGCGCAGACCUGGACGUGGGCGAAGGCCUGGGUCUCCUAGGCGAGGUCAUCAUCCCCUGCGUCCACGUCAUCGCCAAGCGCAACCUCUCCCAGGAUGACCUUGAAGCCAUAGAGCUCAUGCGAGGUGGCUGGUGCGAUUACAUGGCCAAAGAAAUGGACGAAGACCUGCAGCUGAAGCUGAACGAACUCCUCUCCCGCCUCUUUGACUGUUCCUCGGAGGGCCCGAUCCUGAAGGAGCCCCCCAAGAUCCGCCCCAACUCGCCCUACGACCUCUGCAGCCGCUUUGCCGCGGUUAUGGAGUCCAUCCACGGGGCCGCGCCGGUGACCGUCAAAUAAAAG